Betta splendens (Siamese fighting fish) is the source of this 6457-nucleotide messenger RNA. It is a transcript of the gene egr3, whose product is annotated as early growth response 3. The transcript has 2 exons. The coding region runs from base 816 to 2048 and encodes 410 amino acids. Gene Ontology annotation, molecular function: DNA-binding transcription factor activity, RNA polymerase II-specific; RNA polymerase II cis-regulatory region sequence-specific DNA binding. The record is from RefSeq and is a predicted model, not a curated record. Gene Ontology annotation, biological process: regulation of transcription by RNA polymerase II. Lineage: Eukaryota; Metazoa; Chordata; Actinopteri; Anabantiformes; Osphronemidae.
AGAAUAUAUAAUGAUGAAAAUAUUAUGAAUAUAUCAAGAUAGCAUAUAAACAAUGUGCACAACAAAGUUCUGCAGCGUCUGUUUUAGCCGUGUGACGACUCCAUAGCCACAACACACUCAUCCCCUCUCGCAUUCAGUUGCACACAAAGCUCGCAGCGUACCUGAUAAGGCGCCACAGCACCUGACAAUAAGAACGAUAACGUGCUAACGGAUCACUGUAAUGUUUUCCACAAGGACGGCCACAGAGAGGCACCGCCGACUCGUCCCGGGGAAGGACGCGUCUGGAGGUGACAUGUAGAUUUGGUGAACUUUGUUGCUAUCUAUCCGGCGGAGCCGUUUGCCUCCACUGUAGUUUCCAUCGACUGACGCGCGGAGAGCCUGGCGCUGGGUUCUCUGUCCAUAUAUGGUCAUCUACGUCACGCAAAUGUUCCAUCCCCCUAUUUAAUACAAGCCGCCUGGAGUCCCCUAUCCAGCUCCAAUAGAGCAAGUAGUGCUGCUCUUGUGCAACCAACACCAGCACCUCCUCCAUUGAUUCACAGACUUCAAAUUCCCCCACAACCAGCCCCUCAGCUUCCACAGUGAUCAGAUUAAUAACAACAAUAGCUCGUGAUCACACGGGAGGAGAUAACCGGCGCCGCUCGUCCUCCGCGGGAUACUUGGAUACCUACAGCCACAGGAUCCAUCCCUGCUCGUCUCCUUUUUUUGACGUCUGAUCCGCACCUGUGUUUUCCACUUUGAGACUACCCGCUGUUUUGUGUAAGUGCUUGGAUACCUGCGCGCUGUCCUUUAUAAAUGUCGGACUGAAUAUAACUGCUAUGACAGGGAAACUAGCGGACAAGCUCCCUCUUACCAUGAGCAGUUUAAUAAACGCGAUCCCUGACAGUCUCUACCCAGAAGAGGACAUCCCGACGUCUAUGAAUAUUUUCACCAGUACGGAAUCUAUUAACCACUAUUCUCAGAUGAACGCAGAUAAUAUCAUGGAUCUGGGAAUGGGAAAUGAGAAAGCGACCUCAGAGAUUCAGUAUGGAUCCAGCUUCCAGUCUAACCGCAGUGGGCAGACUGUCACCUACCUGGGGAAGUUUGCCUUUGACACCCCUCCGUCAGGUGGCAUUGGUGGCUCGGGCUGGUGCUCUGAUAACAACAUCAUCAGCCUGGUCAGUGCAGGGAUCCUGGGCGUUUCUCCUUCACCCGGGACGGUAACGACACAGACAUCAUCCUCCGCAGCCAGCAUGGGUGGACAGACGUCAGACAUGGAGCAGGUAUACGGUCCCCCGCUGCCUGCCUAUUCCACCUGUGGUGACCUGUACCAGGAGCAGGUGUCCUUUCACCACAGCCCUGCAACCAGCACGGCUCUAGCCUACCCUGGCAAUGACUAUCACUCCACAUCCAAAGCCUCCAUGGAUGGCAGCCUUUUCUCCAUGAUCCCUGACUACAACCUUUUCCAUCAUCAGGGGGAGGUUGGCGUGAUGGAGCACAAGCCCUUCCAGUCCAUGGACCCCAUCCGAGUCAACCCUCCACCCAUCACACCUCUGGAGACCAUCAGAGCGUUCAAAGACAAGCAGCAAAUUCACCCAGGUUUCAUCGGUGGGCAGCAGCACCCGCCUCAGCAUCACCAGCCGCCGCAGACUCUCACCCUCAAACCCAUCCGGCCGCGGAAGUACCCCAACCGGCCCAGCAAAACCCCCGUCCACGAACGGCCCCACGCCUGUCCGGCGGAGAACUGCGACAGGCGCUUCUCGCGCUCGGACGAGCUGACGCGUCACCUCCGCAUCCACACGGGUCACAAGCCCUUCCAGUGCAGAAUAUGCAUGCGCUCCUUCAGCAGGAGCGACCACCUGACCACGCACAUCCGCACGCACACGGGCGAGAAGCCUUUCUCCUGCGAGUUCUGUGGACGCAAGUUCGCCAGGAGCGACGAGCGGAAGAGACACGCAAAGGUUCACCUGAAACAGAAGGACAAGAAGCCGGCUGACAAGAGCAGCGGGGCGGCUGGGAGCCACAGCUCACCACCCAGCUCCUGUGGGGGGCCGGCGGUGGGAACGUCAUGACCGUCACUACGUGCUCUUGGACUGGGUGCUCAGCGUGCCCUAUAAAAAGACUUUGGAAGGAAGGGAUCACGUCCACUAUCACAUGAAUAGGUGACUCUUUUCCUCUCUUUUACAUCCCCUGCUUUUCAGUUGCAUUCCUUCUAUUUUAAGAUGGAUGCCUUUAGUUAAUUAAAAGGGGAAAGGCUGCUACGCCCUUCUCUCUUUCAAGCAACUCAGAGCCUCAGCUACUUUAACACAGCGCCAACACAAAGAAGGGCACCUUGGCCACUGUGUAUCUAAAUGUUUAGGGUGGAUACACAUUUGUAAAUUUUACAGGGAUUUUCUAAAUUGGAAGGAAGCCAAAACCUGUCACAUGGGUCAAAAAAGAUGAAAUUACUGUGGAGCAAUGUUAGUUAAAGGGUGAGUUGCCUGGGAUGUAUGCAUUAAUUUUCUUAGGCUGUUUAAAAGUGCAAUUGGUUAUACUUGUGUAUUGUCAUAAAUACCUUCUUAGUGGCACUUGACUGUCCUUUUGUUGUUUUCGUUGGAGUGUAGUGUGGUUUAUUUUCUAUUCGAAUGUCGUUUUCUCAGAAGAAUGUGCCAAACGUACCGUGGUGAUAUAGCCAACCUUGUUCUCAUUAUUGUGCCUGAUUUGACAGUGAUAUCGGCUUAGCACACACGUGGAGUUAAGGGAAAGACCGCAUUCAAACACUGUAUCUCACGUCUAGACUGACCUGCACAAUUUGGUGAAAUCUACACAACGACUGAAUGGAUCACACAAAGCAAACAUUGUCUUGUCUUGUUACGUGUAUUUAACACACUUGCCUGCAGCAAUCAAUGCCUUUGCUAAUACUUAUUUAUUUGUGGUCACUGAGAGACACUGUGUAUUCUUUUGCCUUUUUAUAUUGUGGGUUUAUUUGAUGUUACCAGAUAUUAACUUCCGUCUUUUAUUUUGAAGAGCUCAUCAAUGUUGUUAAUUCUUUCAGUUGUCUUGGGUUCUGAUAUGCAAUAUAUUCAUGACAUAUGCCACCAUCCCCAAAAUCAAAUUAACUAGGAGCACAGUUAGACAGACUAAACUAGUCAAAUGAAUAACACUGGGAUACAAAGCAGCAGACUAUGAAAGGAGAAAUGAAUAAGGAUAGACAUGAAUGAGGCCCUUUGUCUGGGUUUCACAGUGUAAAAAGGCUAAACAGCGUGGGUUAAUUCAUUAAACGAUGAGCAGCGUAUGGCAAAAGAAAAAAAUACUAAUUUUACAAGUUUACAUAUUUUCUAAUACAAAGAGACUGAGACUGAGGUGUAAAAGUUUUUGUACAGUAUACGAAUAUGUAAGCAGGUAGCUACAGUAGUAGUUUCACUUUUGUACUCAAAUGUCAAAUGCACCAUAACUCAGUAUUAAAUUGUGCAUAUAUGUGCAUGCCUUCAUGCACACUAUGUAAAUACAAAUGUCUGCAUAAACAAGAACUUUCAGUUGACUGAAUGCUUGUGCAGAUUGUGUCUUAAAGCUUCUAGUAAUGUAGUUAUAUUACAGAAUAUUUUGUUUUCACAGGUUCUUGCGGAAAAAAAUGGAGCACAGCAAUAGUGCCAAAUGUGGUGUGUUAUGUUCCAUUACAAGAGAGAAUAAUAGCAUUUGCAAAAUCUGUACGCUUUAAAGUGGUAACUGGUUUAAGGAAGCACUAAUGUGUUCUCUGAAUAAAUGACAACCUUUUUUUACGUUUUGUGUAUCUCCAUUAUAGUUGCUAUCAAUUAUUUCAACACCUUGCAUAUUGUAAAAAAGAUACGCUGGUUGUUUUUGGAGACCUCAUAAUUGGAUCUUUUCAUAAACUUAAUACAUUAAAAGGCAAUGCCUAUAUUUUUAAAAUAUGACUCCUUGUCCUGACAGAAAGAAAAACCUUGUUUGUCAAACAAUGCAACAUUUCCUUUUUGGCUUACUGCUGCCAUUUGCCAUCUACUGGAUCAUCUGUGUCAUAAUGAUACAUACAACUAACUCUGAUGGAACAUGAAUGAACCUAGAAAGUUUUAGCCUUUUUUUAUCCCUUGUGGUGCAAAUAGCAAAGAAGUUAUUAGUAUGAGAUCCUAUUAUACAUUAGACAUUUUUAUUAAAUACAACAAAUUUUUUGGCAUUUCUGUUAAAGCUGCAAGUAUCUGAGUGUCAAAUUCUGUCAAAGGAAGCAUGAAACAAAAAUGACUUAAGAUGAUUUCAUACCGACCUUACUAAAAUACUGUGAAUGAAGUAUUUGCAGAAUAAUAGCCGUGACAGUCAGGUGUAACAAAUUCAGACGCUUCUGGAAUUGUUGAACUUUAGUGAACGAACAGUAGAUGAACCUACUUUGGUAUUUCCUCCCUCUAGUUUUGCAGACAAUAUUUUGUAGUGUUAGCUGCGCUAUGCGACUAUUAAGGAGUGUAUGCUGUCUGAGAGGCAAGGAUUUAACAAAAGCAUUGCUGGGAAAACAAAUAUUGUACCAGUCAGUACAUGCAGCAAUCAGACUUAAAGAGAAUAUUGACUGACAAAUGCAAAGGCCAAAAGAAAGGUUCAGAAAAGCUGCGCCACAGAGAACACAGUGCAUACAGAAAUGAGCUUCCAAGGCCAUGCUUUCCCUUUUCUGCAACAAUCAGUUCUGACUGCCGAGCUUCCUGGCAAGUAUCCACUUAUUUUCCACUUAAUUUGGCCUCAGAGAGUCGUUUCUCAACUCAUCUACAUGUUUAAAUGAGCAGACCUCCUUGCACUUUCUCAGAUAGUUUAAAAGUUCACACGCCCUGUAACAUCUAACUAUAAAUCAAUAGUUUUGUAUUAAAAAAAUAUAUUAUUUUAUUGCAUGGAUGGCCAUUGACAAAUAAACUUUUUUGAGCUUAGUCCAAUAAAAUGAAAUGAACUAAAAUGAAAAACAACAUAAACUGCCAGGAGUAAUGGCCUCUAAUGUAAACAUCCGGUAACAAACAACAAGCAUCAUGGAGUCAGAAAGACAAAAUGUUUAUCUUCAAUGUUUAUCUAGAAUAAUUUGAUGUUAGACACUGAUGAUUAUAGACGCUAGAUCGUUUUGAAUUUAUUUGACCAAAAAUUAUGCUCUGUGCUCUUGAUUUGACACUUUGCUGGUGAGAAUGGAUGUUUUUAAUUAUAGUAUAUAUAAUGUGGCCUCCUCUAAGAGAAAACUGUGUUUAUGUUGCUUUGUGUUAAGGAAUGAUGCGGAAGGCGGAGACUAUACCAAACUAUUUCCACGUCUAAAUGAAGCCAUGUAAUUACAACACUGCAAACUCAAUAUUUCGCCAUUCAUAUCAUCUUACUGUGUCUGUCACUUUUGUUUGGUGACAUUUUUGUGAUGAUCAUGUUUUAUAAAAUUUAUACAAACCCAUCUUUCCCACUCCUUUAAUAUAGUUUGGUGGCUGAACAACAGUAAAAUCUGCACCAUGUUCUUCUGAACAAUAAUCCUUCUAUGUAAUGUGUGAAUGCCAUGUAUGCCAGUGACUUGUUAAACACACUCACAAAUAACCUCCUCCUAAUAAUGCUUCACCAAGAAAAGUGUUUUGUGUUUCAUGUUUUGCUGUCCAAAAGUGGGCAAACGCUCUGAACUAGGAAUAAGCCUCGUCCUCUAUGCUCCGUGUUGGAUCUCAGCCAACAUCAGCAGCCAUCUUUGCGCCAAACUGGGUUGCAGGGUUGGCUGAUCAAAAACAAAAGUGAUGAGAACUCCAUGGGAGCAACAAAUCAUAAAUGUGACCUCGGUCUGCUUGCAGCUGAAGGCAGCCUUGUGCUAAUGUUUGUGUUUAACUGUUUGAUUUAUUCUAUGUGAAUUUGGCCUUUGGUAAGGCAAUGGGCUUGAACUUAUUAAUGACAAUAAUUAAAUGGAUAGAUAAUAACUCACGUUUAAAGAGAUUUCAAUAACGUGUAGAUACAUCCAUUAUUUUAUGGACUGCAGGGUGGCUUCAGGGAUUUUGUGGUCUUUAACAGUGACACUAUGGUGUUCCGAUGGAGUCGAUACUCAUUGUUUUCUGUUGUGUUGUGUUUCCUUUUCAUUACAGUAUAUCCUCAUGUUUGCAUGUGCACGGAAACGUUCCAGAGCGCUGCCCUCACGUGCUGUGGGUGGUGCUUAUUUCUUUAUUAUGCAUGAAAAUAAAAGUCACAUCGGGUGAAAUGGGAUAAAACUAUCAACAAAUCAAGAAAAACCAUUGGAAUCACACACUGGGAUAACUGUUCUGUUGGCUUUUUUUCUUUUAAGAAAACAAGGGGUCUUGUUUAAAAUGUUGUGGAUGUCUUUAGCCUAUUUCAUGUUUAUUACCUUAUAAUAAGGUCCUUUUAUGAUGAGCUGAAUAUUGAAAUGAAUUUUACUAUAUCCUUGUGAUGGGGAGAUGUGCUCCCCUGUUUACUUGGCACUUGUUGUAAUGCAAUUGUUUUGUUAUUUCUAUGUAAGUACUUGAAUAAAGAAAAAUAUCACUUGCCUUGA